AUGGAUUAUAAUUAUUUCUGAAUUAGUAUUCAUGAAUAUGAAUAUAAAGCCUACAUAUUAGCAACUUUACCUAACAUUAGCCAACGUCGCGCGUACGGUGCGUGGUGACGCUUCAAUGUUACCAUGGCAGCAACGCUGUGUACAGGUGUGGAGAUGGAAUUAAUUUCCAACAAACACUUGACCCUGUAUUAACUGGAAUACCAACAGGUUAGGUCAACGUUGUUCAAUAAAAACAUUCUGCGCUCACACCAACCUGUUGCCUAAAUUGAAGUGGGCAUGGAUAACACCAUGGAAUUGAACCGUCAAAAUGUGAUUCAGGCUGGGACAUCAGACAUAGGAUCCAAGGAGGAACCAGAAAAAUCUUCCCUUAUGGAGGACGCACAGAUCAGCCUGUGGAACUCCUUGGAGUCUGACACCGAAAGUCUCGCCCAGGAGAGGAGGUACCAAAUGGAACUUAAGACUCGGAUCCGACAGGCCAAUGAAAUGGUGAAUCCAACAAACGGCGAGGGGGAGGAACUGGAAGAGAGUAGUGGGGAGGAAGAGAGAGACGACGAAAAUGACUUGGAAGAAUUUGCAGAGGAAAAUCACUACAUAUACGAUAGCCUUGAUGUAGUAGCACCACAACAAGGACAAAUUAAUACAGUACCACAUGACACCGAAGUUGGUGAGAUACUGCGAGAGAAACGCCAAGACAUGUUGGGGUAUGGACCUGCGGAGGACGAAUAUGCGGCCUUGCGUUACGACCCCAACUGGAGGACCAACCUGAAGGGAGACCGGCCCUUUGAGGAAGGGACCCAGCUCUUGCUUGAGGAAGAGGGGUCCAAUGUUUAUGCCAGCCCAGGUGAAGGGAGUCCCUGGAAGGCGAGAGACCAUUCCGGAAACGGGGAACAGAAGAAUCGUUCUGCUCGCAGGCAGGCCCCUGCUGUCGGCUUUGCGACGGACGUGGUGCCAGACCGCUGCUCGGAGUCAAAGUCCAAGCCUCCCCCAACUCCUUACUACCCGUCUCCGCAGAGCGUCGCAGUUGCCGGGGCUGAAACCGCAGUGUCCGAACGGCAGAGUCACCAUCGGACGCUUCACCGCCCUGAGUGCGCCGCUUCGAACAGAAGAGCGUUGGCUGACCCAGCCGCCGUGAACCGAACGCACACACGGGAAAACCAGGCUGUCUUUCAUGAACCAGAGGACUCUUAUGAAGAGAUGAAUGAGAGGUAUGCAAAGGAGUACCAGCUCUUCUAUGAGCGAGAAUCUGCCCAUACCCAUGAGACAACGAGCAACAACCAGGACAGCGUUUACAAUGGACUGAAUUGGUCCCGUCGAUUGUCAAACAUGAGACAAACCAAGCCCAAAAAGGACAUUGUGGAACGAAACAAAAUUACUCUCGGGGUCAGAACAAAACAGGCCUCCUAUCUGUGUGCACACGGCCCAAAGGGAGCAAAAGAAGACCAUAAGAACAAGCAGGAGCCAGAAGCCGUGGAAGAGAUAAUCCAGCAUCAGUAUUUAGACCCUGAACUGAGGUGGCAACUGAAAACACAGAUGCUGAAGGUCCACAGAGAGAAGAAGAAAGGGAAGAGAGAAGGUCUCCCCAUCGCCCAGGCCCCCGGCAGCGACCAGAGUGAGAGGGUGAAUCCCAGCGUCCCCCAAGAUGGACGCGCCGCUAGGAUGCCCGGCCGCCGUCAGCAACCGGGACGCGCCGAGGUCCUGGUCAUCAACGAGGCAGACCCCGGCGACACGCCCCUCUCCGAGGCGCUGCCAAAUCCACAGUGGCGACCGGACCGCCCACCCUACUCAAUGAACACUCCCACCCUCAACCUGAACAUCAACCUCAGCGCAUCUGGAGACAUGGCACCCUUCUUGGGCCAAGAACACAAGCGCACCAGCCUCAAGCUCUCCUCUCCCCACGGUCCUUCACUGGGGACCCGGCCAGGCCUUUCUUACCAUGUUCCCAUGAGCGGUCACUAUGACCCGGCGCAGCUGGCCUACUACGGUCCUGGGUAUCUCCCCGCGGUUCCUCAGCCAGCCCUGCCUGGUGACUGGUUUCCAGCUCAGCAAUUCCAGGGGACGGCCUUUCUGCAGCAGGGCAGCAGAAGAAGGCCCAGAGAGGUGCCUCCACUCUGGGAUCAGGACAGUCACUCGCUCCCGGGAACGGAUUCUGACCGCGCUUGGAUGGCAGCUGCCAUGUUUCAGCCUGCUGGCGAGAGGAACCAGUACCUGAGUUUGGGUGACCAGCAUGUUGAGCUGCGGGCCCAACACAGGCUCCCAGCGCAAAGUCCGGCGUCUUACACAGUGCUCCCCCCUAUCGGGGAAAUGGUGACUAGUGAUUCUGAGCUGAGCAGCCAGAACACCAGGCAGAAAAUAAACGGCAUGCAUCGGAGCAGCUCAGAAGGUUACCUAGCUCAGCUGGAGAAACAGAAGCAGCUGAAGGAGAAAACGACCUACAAGGCAUACACUCUAAAAGACUACAAAGCCCUCAAACAGGAUGUUAAGCUUGGUGGACUUGGACCAAAUUACGAAGUAACACCAAUUACAGCAGAGAAAAUUAGGCGACGGCAGCGGUAUUCAGACCAGGUCCGCGAUCACAACAAGAACAUAAGCAGAAUCCCCUUUCUGCCGGCCCGAAACCCUGGGGGUGGGGACGCCGCGGAGAACAUGGUUCCCAGGAGAAAGGCCCUGGAGUACGCCAGGAGCAUUCCGAAACCCAAGCCCCCCGCCGAACCGAAGAGCGGCGACAGCGCCGGGGAGAACGACUUCCUCCACGAGCGCGCCCAGUACCUGGAGCACCUGGACCUAUCCCAGCUGGCCCGGCUGGAGAUGCUGCAGAAGCGUCACGAGGAAGAGAAGCAGGUGGUGGCUCAUUUUAAAGCCCUGCGUGCAGUGUAAUCUGCCAUCGAUUAUGUUGUGUCACGGGUGUUGGCAGGAGACAUGAUAGGAACAUGACCACUUUAUCUUAUUGACCCUGAUGUGAGAUUUAUAGGCACUUAAAUGGAGGCUCCCUACAGCCUCAGAAUACACCCUUGAAUGAAUGAUUGAACUAUUUUUUUAACACACUGUAGGUUAACAGAUUUUAGUGACACAAAUAAAUCUUUCAAUUAGGAACAGUACAUAGCAGAACAUGACGUGCUAAAUCAACAUUGACUGAGUACCCUUUUCCAUGAGAGAGUGCAUGUUAUCUCUUUUCAAAUCCUAUAUGCUGCUUUACAGUUCAGUUAACAUUGAAUGUGUCGCUGUGUAUUUCCACGUCUGUUUUUCAUGUGUUUAGCCUGUUAAAAAAUUUUUCUCCUAUGUAUAUACAGCACAAAAUAUGUGCCUUGAUUAAUGUGACCUAUCCUCUGUUAUUUGAAGGGGAAAUGGAUACCGUGUGCAAUAACGCUAUUAUGCGAGUUUUCGAAAAAUAUUUCUCACAUACAGGAAGCGAGCUUUCGACUGAGAGCCAAAGCGGAGAAUGCCGCAGAACAAAUCGCCGAACAAAAUGCAUCCCGCCGUCCAUAUCCGUGAUCAUACAAUUACGAUUUGGCUGCCCGUCAAGAUGCACGUGGGGUAAAGGAACACGAUAAACCGGGGAGCGUUUGGGUUGAAAGGCCCGCGCUGGUUUCAUCUGAGGAGGCAGUGAUUCAUUAGACGGCUCUCUGCCCUUGUUCUUGGUUCCACCGCGGGUCCGCCUCCAUUCACCCAGCACGCACCUGGUAGCACUGUUAAUCUAGUAAUAAUCUGCGUUUUUUUUUUGUUCCCUCCCCUGAUUAUCCCUCUGAAUAUUUCCUUUCCGCCCCCUCCUUUCGCCCAUUAAAAUAAAAAAUGGGUCAAAAAUGGUGACACUUUGAAGCCGUCCUGAUUAGGGCCAGCAAACUUGUUUUCUAUAUUUUAAAGUGAUAAUUCUACCUCCAUAAAACAAUCUCAAGCACCUAUUUCUUUAAUGGAACCUUUAGAUGAUUAUCAAAGAGCUAUUUACCCAUAUGUAAUAUUUUAAUUAGAUUAUGGUCUCUAUUUAACCCAUCAUAGCUCCUUUGAUGCUCUGUGUUUUUAGUGUUAAGCCUCUGAAGCGAGGGACUAAUAAAUACCGGACCUUUUGAAUUAAUGAGAAAUGAUGCCUUUCCCGGCCCAACUCUCUUUGCAUCCCCCCCACACACACCCCCUCCUCUGCCAUAGAAUUCAGUUAAUUGAAGGGGUCUCUCACCACGACACAUGAAGGAGGCUAAAUUAGCAUCCCUUUUAGCGACUGGAAAGCCCGGACUGACGCACUGCCUUUGAUCUGAGGACAGAGCUGAAGGAGGCUGCGGCCCCCGUGAAAAUGAGCUGAUGGCCUGGCUAUUAGAUGAAAAUGCAGAUGCGUCCAUGUGUCGCAAAAUGCUUAAUCUUUUAAUUGAUCACCUUCCGCACGGCCUAUUCUCUUCACGCUUUUUAUUUUCCCAGUAAAUCAGAAUCACAUUUUGAAACAAAAUGAAUUGCUUUUCAAAGUAGGGGGGGGGGGUCUGCAUAUUCUCUUCUUUUGACAGGAAAAAAAAUCACCCCCAUUAAUGUAAACCUCCCAAAUGAAUGGGAACUGCCUCCUGCUACACAUUUAAAUGACUAUGUAAGCCCUCUAAUGGUUGUCAUUUGCUGUGAAGGGCUGUCUUACUCUGUGUGCGCGCGCGCGCGCGUGUGUGUGUGUGUGAUUGUGUUUGUGUCUGUGUUUAAGGAGACUUUUCAAAAGAAAAGGGCCAAGUGUGCACCUUGCUUCUUUUGAUGUUCUUGUUAAAUACUAAUGCAAAUUGUUUUCCUUUUUGUUGUUGUUUUGGGGAGAAACCGAGUAGGUUUUUCAAAAAAGAGACUAAAAAACCGCUGUCCUCUGUCUGAUAGCAGUAAUGAUCUCAUUUAAAAGCUCAAUAUGUAGACCGGGAAAUGAUAAAUCAUCAAGAACAGGCUUUGAAAAUGUUAUGGACUGAUGCUUGUAUUUCUUCCCUCACUAUGCUUGUAGCAAGUACAGAGCUUCCUGUAUAUAAGGGUACUGCAACCAUUUAGAGAAGACCAGCCUUAACCCUUCAUUUUGGUCAAAUAUAAUUACAUCAUGUUUUAUAAUGUUUUAAUUUGCAGGUGAAAUUUAGUGCCUUCAGGAAAGCUGCAGUACUGUGAAAUGAACUUAGUCUCGAUCCACACAGGCUAGCAUUGCUGAUAUGGGUGUGUCUAAAAGGAAUGCAUCCUCCGGGGAUGAUGGAGACCUGAUGACAUGCUGUGUGUAGACACAUCAGCUCCUUGCUGUCUUCACAUUUCACAAUGGAAAACAGCAUGGCAAAAACACCCUUGGAUUACGAACAGAAGGUCACAUUUUAUAUUUGCUCAAAACGACUGCUUGGCUCCUUAUUCAUGUCCAACAAAUAAAACCAGCAAUUUGUGUGAAAAAGAUCACUUUAUGCCUUAUUGUUUCGAUACAGCGCGUAAGUGGUGGCAUAUCUGCAAACCAUGUUGUAUGUUUAACUAUCGUGCAGGUUUUUCAAAUAGAUUGUGUUCUAUGUCAAAUAUGGUUUACCAUUUGGUCGAGCAAAAACAGUUUCAAGUUUAAAAAAAAAAUGUCAUAUAGAAUUAUGUAAUAUCAAGUCGGGAAAUGAGCUUGAUUUGAAGGAAGCAAGGAAAUUGUUUUAUGUAUAUUUUAAUUAACUGCAUUUCACUGUGUACGAUAUUGAUUUAUAAGAUUUAUUUGGCGAAUGUUUUGUUUUUUACAUCAUGUUUUAAUUCUACACGAGAAGCUGUAAAGCUAUAUAAAUAUAUACAUUUCGUUGAGUGUUAUUUAAUGUCAAUUUGAAGCAAAUGGUGGUUUUCAAGAAAUAUCGACUCCGUCCCUGUGUUCCUCGUGAGUUUAAUCCAUGGGCCAGUACAACGAAAAGUUUAGAAUACUUCACCGAGAACGCACGUGACUUCGUAUUGGGACACAGCCAGUGUUUAGUGUUCCUGUUGCGAAAUGCCUGCUCUUAUUACAGGUGUUCUGUUGAUUCGACGAUCUUACAUGUAAUGAGGUUUGAUAAAAGUUAUGUUAUGCAUUAUAACCAGGGAAUUGCGACGAUGCUACCUUUCUGUUGAUGUUUUAUUCAGGCCAUUCAUAAAGUAGCCUACUUAAAUCGCAUUGCUUUGUGCUGCAUCGUGAGUCGUCGGGUGAUUUAAUUCGACCAUUUAACGUCACCGAUAAAUGCAUACCCGGAGAUAAACAAUAUGAAUGUCCACAAACAACUGGAAAUAGCUGUAAUCUUUGCCACCAUCCUAAAAAAAAAAAAAAAAAAA
Messenger RNA from Anguilla anguilla (European eel), 6240 nucleotides. It is a transcript of the gene jhy, whose product is annotated as junctional cadherin complex regulator. The coding region runs from base 277 to 2874 and encodes 865 amino acids. Gene Ontology annotation, biological process: axoneme assembly. NCBI's taxonomy places the organism in Eukaryota, Metazoa, Chordata, Actinopteri, Anguilliformes, Anguillidae. The record is from RefSeq and is a predicted model, not a curated record. The transcript has 9 exons.